This is a messenger RNA of Linnemannia hyalina, 597 nucleotides long. NCBI's taxonomy places the organism in Eukaryota, Fungi, Mortierellomycota, Mortierellomycetes, Mortierellales, Mortierellaceae. The record is from the annotation of a GenBank genome assembly.
AUGGUAUGCCUCUUCUCGUUUGGAGUACCCGCACUCACCACUGCGACGGCUAUGAUUAUUCUCCGCCACAAGAGUCACAAUUUCACGGCGGCGCCUCGAAAGUACUUUUGCGACUUUGAGGACCUUCGGGUUGCACUGUGGACGUUUGGCGUGCCGAUGCUCUUGACUGCUGUUCCCAGUGUCCUUUUUGCAUCAUUCGGGGUCAUCGUUAUCAUGCUCUUCGCCCAACAAGUUAUCGAAGCCAAAGACAACACCAAAAACGACCCUGCCAGGCGCGGACCAGAUAGAGACUUCCCCAUCUUCUCAGACUUUUCCGAUAGUGUUGGCGGAAUCAGCUUUUUCAUCAUCUUCGGAACCACCAGGGCCGCACUCGACACGCUGGGAUACCUUCUUAGCUGCGGAUGCAUUCGAACUAGACUGGAGCGGCGGAGACAUCGUCAUGACCCUCGAGCUGAGAUGCAUUCGACCAUGCAGGAGAUGUAUUCGACCAUGCUAGUUCCAACGGCAACUAUGAGCCCGUACGUUAUUCACCCACUAGUGGCCGUACCUGCGCAGAUCUACAACCCAGACCCAGACUUCAAGAACUACCCCAAAUAA